AUGGAAUAUUCAGAAGAUACGGAACACCUUCAAUAUAAUUACAAUAAUAUUCAGAAACUUUUAAAGGCUGAAUUGGAAAAAUCACCCGAACGCUUUUCAAAGCCAAUUUCUGUCUUACCUGAUAUUGAUGACAAUGUCGAAUGUCAAUUGGAACAAGAGCUACUAAACGAAAGCAAAUGUAAUAUUGGAAAUCGCAUUAUUCUAAUUCCAUAUCGUUUGGAAAACUCCCACUGGAUUGGUAUUUUAAUUGAACUACAAGCGGCCAAACAAAUUCAACGAGCUGAAUAUAUUGAUCCAGUCAAUAGGUCUAGUUUCAUUCCGGACAGAUUACAAAAACAAUUAGCCAAAGUUUACCCAUUUGCUGUUCUGCAGACAAAGAAUCUGUUAAAGCACGAUGAUCGAACACAUAGUGCAAAAUUAACCAUUAAAAAUUUAUUAGCUGCAGUCGAAAGCUAUCAACGUCCAGAGAUGCGUCAACCAUACGUGAAUAUUUCAGACGGAAAUGAAACAAGUACAUAUUCAGCUGAGUCAAAAUCACUUGAUGGACAGCAGAGCAAAAAUACGAUUUCAAAGGAAAGUAAUGACUAUAGACUUGCUGAUCUAGGACAACAAUUAAAGAACGGACUCGAAAAACUAAAAAUUCCAGACGUAAGUUUAAUAUCACAAAAAAUACAGGAAAUAGAAGUACGAAUCAAAGAAUAUGAUGACGAGGGAAGAAUAGAUGAUAUUGAGAAAGAAGAAAAGUACUUACGGGAACUUCAGGAGUUACAAAAAAUUUCGGAAUUAAUUUAUCCUGAAUCUAUCUCGAGUAUUCCCCAUAAGGAUAACGAGUCAAAUGUGAAUAGAGCUGUCAAACAAGGUCUUGCAAGUUCAAGUAACAUAAUUGCACUGGAGAAAAAUAAAAGACUGUUACAUCUGAACGAACUGCGUGAGGAUUUUGCUGCUAUGCCACCUUGUGCUGAAAAAACCAUAUUGGAACUUUUAGAACAUUUUCAACAGAAAUUAUUAGAAGAUUAUCCGUACUCACAACAACAAAAUUCAGUAAUUGAGAUGUUAGGUAAAUUGAAUGAUCAGAUUAAAAAGCAAGAUUUACUUUCAAAAGAGAUUCAAACUAGUCUUCAAAAUUUAACAAUAGCCGUAAACAGCCGUAAUGAUUCAAGUUCGGUGAAUAUUUUACAUCAACUUCAAAAAGAAAUCAGACCAUUGAAUGUACAAGAGAUAAAAAGACUCGUUUCUAAAGCGAAAACUGCUGCUGAAUUAAUCCGUGAUAAAGAUAUUCUUUUGUUAGUGGGCGAAACUGGCAGUGGAAAAUCUACUACGAUUCAAUUUCUUGCAGGUUCUGAGAUGAAAGAGGUGCAGGUCGAAAUUGAACCCGGGAAAUUUUUAGAUCAUAUUACACCAAUUGGACCUGUCAAGAAUCCAGAAUUGAAUAAUGUGACUAGUAGUCCAUUUCACAAAUCAGAAACACGCUAUAUUACACCAGUUACGAUACCAUUGAAGGAUAUUCUUGGUAGUCAUGAAACCGAUAUUAUUACUUUAUGUGAUGCACCUGGUUUUAGUGAUACAGCAGGUGUAGAGGUAGAUAUUGCUAAUAGUGUAGGAGUUAUCGAAGCAUUGAAAGGGACUAAGAGUGUCAAGAUACUUGCUUUGUCAAGCUAUCAAAGUUUAGGUGAUAGAGGUGAAGGAAUUCAGAGACUAGCGCAUAUAUUAAUAAAUAUGAUGCAUAAAAUAGACGACCGACUUGACGCUAUUAUUUACGCAUUUACAAAAUAUCCUGAGAAAAAAAAUAUUAAUGCUGUAUUAACGGAUAUUAAAAAUCAGAAAGUAAAUAAAGAUCGGUUUUUGCGAUUUGAUACUGCGUUUGUGACCGUAUUGUCAGAUAUGAUCGAUAAAACUGAAGGAGAUACUUACAAAAUCGAUCCUAUUCAUGGUGAUCGGAAAAGAUUAAUUAAAAAAUUAAAACGUACAAAAGGUAUUCAGCAUCCGGAAGAAGUUUUUCAAUUUUCUAUUGGUAGAGAAACACGAACUAGCAUUAGUAAUCAUGUUGAAAAAGAUAAGUCUAGCAUAAUUUGUGCAAUGAAAUACAAAAACAACGAACUUGUGAUUUACUACCUAAAUGAUUUGAAAACCUUACACAAUUUAACAAAGCAAAAUUUUGUUCAAGUGGCUUAUGAAAGUUCAAUACGUUGGAUAAGUGAAUACAUUAAUAAAUAUUGUAUGGAAAUAAUGAGAAAAUUUAAUCGUGUUUUAGGUAGUCGAGAUCGAUUAAGAGAAGACGAUAUUCAUGAGUAUAAAGCUGCUGUUGAAUAUCUUCAAAUUAUUCAAAUCUUAAAAGAACAUUUAGGAUCAUUUCUAUUAUCACCUGAAACAUUGAUGCAAAACAUCAUUUCCAAAUUGAAUGAAAGACGUUGGGCUCUGAAUAAAGAAGAUCUGUAUAAUCCUUUAGUUGGAGUACAUUUGAAUAAUAUUCGCAUGCUUAAAAACUCGUUUAAAGAACUUGAAAUAUACUACCAUAGAAGUUGUAAAGAGUUCGAUAAGCGUUUUUAUUUAUUAGUACAAUCUGCUCGCGAACUCAUUCUAACGAAUAAUUUCAAAGAAAUCGCUGAAAUUAUUCUUCGUAUAUAUAAAUCUUCGCGUGUCCUGAAAGAUCAUUUAGAUGAGAAAGUUGAAGAGACAUAUUGCAACAUCGUCAAAUCGCUCUUACAACACCUAAGUAGUUUCUCAGAGAGAUCAGAUCCACUUUUACAAAAGACUCGAUUAACUAAUGAUGAUAUUGAAAUUCUUAAAAGUUAUAUAGAAAUACUGAGAUCAGCUAAAGAAUGUUCUCCGCUUCAGGAUCGUAUUUUGACAUAUAUUGAUAUGUUGAAAGGAAGAAUUGCUGUCUCAAAUCAGUAUAAUACAAAUUGGACUUCUGAAGAAAUCUUCACAGAUCUGACUGAAAUUUAUAAUAAUUUUAUUAUGAAAAUUGUGAACUAUUUCAAUGAGAUAAACGGCAGAAUUGAAGAACUUUUUAAAACAAGUAAAGAUCAUGCUUUAGAAGAUAUACAGAACUUCAUCGAUGAUAUGGAUGCGAUUCGUAAAAUUCCAGGAGUAGAAUAUAAGACUGCUGGGACAUAUAAUAGUACCGUUAAAAACAUAGAGAUUUAUAUGCAUAGAUUGCAAAUAGAGGCGGAGCAAUUGCUAUUUGCUAUAGAUAAUCAAGCUGUAACGAUUAGCUAUAAAUCUCUUGCGCAAUCAUUAUUACGUCUGAAAAAUGCAGAAUGGAUCAAUCGUGUUAGUCCAGGAACGUGUGAUACUUUAAUGCGACGCAUUAAAGAAAAGUUAGUGCAACAUGCUUGUCAAUUGGAAGAUCGCUUGAUGAAUAUAGAUUAUAGUUUGAAAUGUCCAGAUAAUGUUUCUAUUGUGCAAGAAAUUGUUAAAAAAAUUGAAUCUAUGCGUGAUUUAGAGAGUAGUGUUCCAGAACUUGAAAAGCACAGACAAAGUGUACUCCAACGAUUUUUACAAUGUACACAGACAGCCUUUGAUUGUAUACAAACGACUUUUAAUUUACAAGAUAAAGAUGUUUAUCUAAUAAAACAAGAGUUGAAAAAUCUCGAAGAAACUAAAAAUGAAUGUAAUGAUUUACAUCCAGCUCGUAUAUUUUUACGGAAACACCAUUAUUCAGAUAUUAUUAUACUGAAUGGCGAGAUUGAAGAGUUAAAAACUAGGCAAAAGGAUGCACGUCAAGUAGCAGAAACUGAACAACGUGACAUGAAGCAUACCUUAGAGAAUUUAAAUUCAAUUGUUCGAGAAUAUAUGAAUUUAUAUCCUUCAGAGACGGAUCAAGGUGUAGCUGAAGAACUAUCGGGCAUGCUAGGAGAUGCAUUGCACGGUAAAAGUACACAGGCAGAGAGUUAUUUAAAGACGGUAGGAUACUCAAGUAUCGAUGUUGUGCGGGAGAAGAUUGCAGAAACUGAAAAAAGUUAUUGUAACAAAUUACAAUGGAGUACGAAGCAAAAUGAAGAAUUAAGUAUUUCUUUAAGUCAUCUUGAAUUAAUAAAAGAAGAGCACGACUCAUUAUUAGCUACACGUAAUUUAGUAUCUUCUGAAGAAAUAAGUUUCCUUCGAGAAAAAGGAUUCAAUAGCUAUGAAUUACUUGACGAAAAUAUACAAGAGAAGACGAGGAUUAUUGGUGAACGUGGACAAAAUAAACAAUCAUUCCAUUUUAGCGACAGAAUAGACACGUCUACAGCAAAUAACGCGUUGGUGUAUUUAAGUCAAUGCGAAAAAGUAGGCCAUCAUUGUGUAAAAGAAAAUGCAGCUGAUACCCAUGAAAUUUUGAAAAAUUAUUUAAGUGAAUACGGUAAUUUUCUUAAUCAAGAAAUAACUAAAACAUUUAAUUAUAUAAUUAGUAUUGACGCUGAAGGAGGUCGUUUUCAACAUUCUCAAGAUUUAGAAAUGCGUUUGCAAGAGCUAUCAUCUCUUAAUAGAUUUCCGCAUGUUUUUGAAUGUAUUGAUGGAUUUGCGAAAGUAGAACAUUGGCGUCGAGAAUUUCUUAAAUAUCAUCGUGAUCUGGAUGAUAAAAUGAAAGCAUGUGAAGAUGAUAAAAGAUAUAGAGAUAGUAGCGGCACCACAGAUAGACUUGAGGAAGCUCAGCGCUCCCUUGCGCUUUAUGAGCCCCCACGAAAACUUUUUAAAGCUGCGGUAGAGAACCAACAAUCAUCCAUAAUUGAAAAUUUGGGAGAGCUGAGCCCCCUCGAACCAAAACUCCUGCCACUGCCUCUAUAUAGAGAAUUAAAUGAUUAUCUAACUAUUGUGCAUGCAUUAAGCUGUGUUGAUCGUUUCUGUAUAUCUGUGUUUGCUGGUAAUGGAUUUGGAACUUUAUAUAGACAAUAUCAAGGAAAGAGAUAUAAUGAAUGUAGAAUAGCGUAUAGAACUAUUUUAGAGUACAUGUCAAAAGGAGAUUAUGCCAAUGCAGAUAUAGAAUUAUCUGAUAUUGAUGAUAAUCCGUUAAGUCCAAGAGAUAAAGCUCAAAUUGAGCAUGAUCUACAAAGUUCUCUAAUUAAGUUGAUAAACAAUACUAAAAGUAUUGCUAAUUGUCUCGAUGGAAAAAUUGAACGAGAAGAAGAUAAUCGAUCCCAAAUAAAAGAAAUAAUAGAAAAUAUUGAUAAAAUUCGAAUUGCUUUAAAUAAACACCGUAUAAUGAAUCUACUUGAUGGUGGAACUCGAGAUGAUCUUCAAAAUUUUGGUAAAGAAAUAAAUGAAAUUUUAUCUAGAAUAAUUUUAAGAGGACUUAGAUCUAUUGAAACAUUUAUUGAUACUGAUAGUUUUCCUGAAGCUGAACAAGGAAUGGAAAAUCUUAGUCGAGUACAACGUGAAUUAGCAGGUUAUUGUAUAUCACAAAGUGUUAAUGAAAAAUUUCAAGAACUAAGAGAAAGAAUAAAUCUUUUAGUUAGUGAAAUUUUGAAAAAAAAUGACUUUACAGAUGUCAACAAUUAUUCUCUCAAUCCACCUAAAGAUCUAUUAGCUAAAUUAAAAAUGGCUGCAUCACAUGGUAGUGCUAGAUUUAUUCAACCUUAUCGUUCAAUAUUAGGAAAAGUUAAACAAAGUUUUAGUUUAGCUAUAAAUGAAGUACGUAAUGCACCAUUGCAUGAACGUUGUGUAAAAAUAAGUUCAUUAAAUUAUGCAUUAUGUUUUUUACCGGAAGAUUUGCAAACUUAUUUCAAUUUACAAAUCGGUGAAUUGAGCAAGUUAAUUACUGAAGAGGAAAAAGCACAUAAACAACAGCUCGAAACAUUGCUGGCAAAUAUGGAUGACAAUGAACAUUCUAUCAUAAAACUAGGGUCAGUAGCUGGAUGGUAUAAAAAACAAAACUUGAAUGAUCUUUUUAAUAAAUUACAUGAACAAAGUUUAAAGAAGCUAUACAUUUAUCGAACGAACGUGCAGACUUGUUUAGAUAAGCAAGAUAUACAAUCCGCUGUUUCUAUUGUCAAGAUAAUAUUGAAAUAUGAAAAAUCUCUCGGUAUCUAUAUUCCAGAAGUAACAGAAAUAUACAAUAGCGUUCAUAUUCUAAUAGUAAAAGGAUUUUCAUAUUGUUGUGAAACUCUUGCUAAUAUAUCUCCGGCUGAACAAACACAAUUAAUCGAAAAAGCAUUUAGUGAUAUUCUUGCUUAUCUAAAAUUUUCUGAUACAUUCAAUAAAAGAGACGAGGAAUUCUUUUCAGAAAAUGAAUUACGAGAUGUAGAAUAUGCAUUCCAGAGCAUGUCACAAUAUUUAUACGAAAAUUUUAGAAAAUUUCAGACUGCUCUAGACGACGUGAAUGUCAAUGAAUUAUAUAAAGUUAUGUUAAUAUCGAAGAAAUGGGAUAAGCUUUUACAAAACAUUAGACAAUGUCAAUUGAAACAUAAUUUAGUAAAAAAUUUAUUAGAAGAAAUUAAAAGAAUUAUUUCGCAUACAGAUAUGAUUUGUGAACUUGAGAAAAUGGUGAUUCAACUAAAGAAUCAAUUAAAUGUCGAACUCGUUAGUGAUGAAACAACAAAAUUUGAAAUUAAACGCGAAGAAUUUUUUAGUAAAUUAAUGAGAACAAUCGAAAUAUUAAGAGAGAUUAAUCUGAAAUUUAAAGAUAUUUUAUCAUCAACAAUAUAUGCAGAUAAAAUAGAAGAUCUUGGAAAGAAAAUCGAAAGAAUUAGUGAACAAUUACUUGCUAAAGCAUCAAGAAAGGAACUUUCUUCUAAAGAUGCUGAUGAUUUUCGUACGUAUUAUAAUCAUCUUUUAUCAUUUGAAAAAUAUGUGCGUAUUCCAGAAAUAAAAAGUAUUCGAUUAGUUUUAGAUCAAUCAGAAGAAAAAAUUCUUGAAAAAGUAAGAAAUUUACGUAAAGAAAUUAUCGAGUCUUGUUCAGAUGCUGUAAAAGUUUGUAAAAUGUUAAUUAAGAUGAAAUUUUUUGCUGAAAAUCUAUCAAUGUUUGAUGUAAAUAUUAAUACAGCAAUUGAUAAAACGCUUAAAGUUUAUAAAGAAGAAAAAGGUAAUCUAGGUAUGACAAGUUUAACUGUAGAAUUAGAAAAAUCAGACAUAGGUAGUCGAAUAAUUAGCGAACAUUCGUGUUUUAGUGGAGAAGAUUGUCGAAUACGACGAGAAAAAAUGCAAAAACAGGAUAAUCUGGAAUAUGUACUAAAUGAAUUAACUGGAGACGAUAUUUCGAAGAAAAUUUUGAGAUCACGCUACGAAACUUUUAAAGAAAAAUAUGAUAACUUAGUGUCUAAUAAUCUAAAUUUUUUCAAUCAGAACAUUAAUAAAGAACCAGAUGUCGAGGUGUUAGUUGCAGAAAUCAAACAUCUUGUUGGAACAAUAACUCCUACGUCCAAGUCUGUUACUUGGCACCGUUCCUUUAGAGAUGAAAUUCCUGAUCUUUUAGCGCAUAUUUUCGCUGUUUGGACUUUACAAAAUACCAAACAUUAUAAUUCGAUGCGUGGUAUCGAAGCAGCACAGUCUUAUCUAUUGAUGCCACAUGUUGGUCAGGUUAUUGCUAUUUUUCGUCUGCUUGGCAUCGGCUACGAGAAUUACAAGAAAAUCAGAGGACAUCAGGUACCUUUCACCAGAAAAAUUUCCGAUGAUUUAAUUAAUAAUUUAGUGCAAGUAGGUACAGGUGAAGGUAAAUCAGUUGUGAUGGCAAUUACUGCUUGUGUUUUUGCUCUUACCGGAGUAGAUGUAAACUGCUCAUGCUAUAGUGAAGUCUUAAGUGCACGAGAUAAGAACGAUUUUGCUUCAGUUUUCCGAGCACUUGGAAUAGAAGAACGUAUUGAAUAUGGUACUUUUAAUAGAUUAUGCGAACAAUUAUUGAAUGAACAAUGUAAUGUCAGAGAAAAAGUGCGUAAUAUGAUUGCGACCAAUCAAAGUACGCUUAUUGCAGCUGAUACAUCAGUACGUAUACGUCCAAAAGUAUUGCUGAUUGAUGAAGUAGAUGUUUUUCUAAGCGAUAAAUAUUAUGGUGGAAUGUAUAUACCAUCUGUAUAUUUAAAAGAUCCUUCCAUAAAAGAAUUAUUAGAUUCCAUUUGGCAAAAUAAGAGUUUAAAAACAUUAAAUAGUGUAAAAGCUCUGCCAGCGUAUAGAACUUGUGCAAAUAAAUAUAGUAAUUGGAUUUUUCUUUUCGAUGAAGCCAUAAAAGAUAUGUUAGCUGCUUUAAAAUCGUUUCAAUCAUCAACAUAUAUCGUUCAGAGUGAUAAGAUUGUUUAUGUCGAAGGUGAAUCUAUAGUAGAUAAUGUCGUUCGUGGUUAUGACACAAUUUGGGCAUACUAUCAUGAAGAAGAAAGAGGUAAUAUUAGUCAGAGUAGUCUAAAUGAUAGUGUAGGCAUUAUUUUAAAUUGUGGAACAUUUUCUUACGCUGAAAUGCCUCAUGAUUUUGAGUAUAUUGCUGGUGUUACCGGUACUUUGAAAACACUUGCAAAAGCAGAAAAAGAUAUAUUAGAAAAAGUGUACAAAGUUCACAAAAUGACGUAUAUGCCAUCCGUAUUUGGAAGUAGUAAUCGUACUUAUAAUCCGGGAACUGAUGUGCGCGCAGUAAAGGAUAGUGAAUAUUUUAUGGAAAUUCGUGGAGAAAUUGAUGCGGUAUGUCAUGCAAGUCGUGCGAUUCUUGUGUUUUUCGAAUCUGAAGAAAAACUAAUAACAUUUUAUAAUUCCUCUGAAUUGUCUUCUAUCAAACACGAUGUACAAAUUAUAACAGAAACAGUUUCUGUAAAAGAAAGAGAGCUAUGCAUUAAACGAGCAGCAACAGUUGGUAAAGUUACACUAUUAACUCGAACAUUUGGACGAGGAACUGAUUUUAUAUGUCGUAAUCAACAACUCCUGUUGAAUGGUGGUAUUCAUGUACUCCAGACAUUUUUUUCAGAAGAAUUAUCUGAAGAAUAUCAAAUUAUGGGGCGAGGAGCACGACAAGGAGAUCGCGGUUCAUACAGAAUGAUUUUAUCAGAUAAAGAUUUAGAAUGGGUUCUAGGAGCUUCUUGGGAAGAGGAACUUCCGAAAAUAGUCGGUACUACACUUUAUCAAACUUUAAACGAAGCUCGUAAUCUCCAUUAUGAAAGUAAGUGUGGUUCAAAAGGAGUUGGUAUAGCGCAAUGCAAACGGGAACACAAAGAUUCUAAAGAUUUUAUGGCAGCAUUAAGUUCAGGAAAUAUUGUAGCAGUAAAAGAGUUUUUAAAGAAACAAAAUCAGGGAGCAAAUUUAAUUGCAGCUUCUUCACGUACAGUUUUGCUUAUGGAUGCCACAGGUUCUAUGACAAAUUUACUAUCUGCUGCCAAAGAAACCGUCUGCACGAUGUUUGAACGCGCUUCAGACAUUUUAACAUUAAAGGGAUUGUCUUGUAAUGUAUUUCAGAUGCAAUUUGCUGUGUAUCGAAACUAUAGCUCUGAUGUUAAUAAGAUUUUGGAAGUUUCUUCCUGGGAGACAAAAGCUAGGAAUUUGCGGGCAUUUAUGUCCACCAUCGACCCUGAAGGUGGGAUGGGAGAGGAAGCAAUUGAAAUAGGACUCUGGCAUGCAACUAAAGAGAGUGAAACGGAAGGUGGGAUUUCUCAAGUUAUUUUGAUAGGAGAUGCUCCAGCGAAUACUCAAUCUGAUGUAACUGAGAAGCGAACCAAGUUAGGUGAAGCCUAUUGGGAGCAGACUAGGUUUGCUGUCCCAACAUAUUAUGAAGAUGAAUUACAGAAGUUGAUAAAUAAAAAUAUUCCUGUUCAUUCGUUUUAUCUUACUGAUUACGCAAAGGAUAAUUUUCAAAAAAUUGCAAUAUCAACAAAUGGACGAUGUGAAUUUCUAAAUAUUAAAUCACCUCAAGGUGCUAGAUCACUAACCGACUUUGUAACUGAAGAAGUUCUCAGAAAAGCAGGUGGCGACCAAGGAGAUUCUAUAGUUGAGCUAUAUAGAGCAAAGUAUGUGAAAAGUUUUACAUCCUAA
This is a messenger RNA of Rotaria socialis, 9918 nucleotides long. NCBI's taxonomy places the organism in Eukaryota, Metazoa, Rotifera, Eurotatoria, Philodinida, Philodinidae. The record is from the annotation of a GenBank genome assembly.